GCGAUUCGGUUUCCCGGAUGCAAGAACGUUGGAGUGGGGUAUAAAGAGCUCGUGAAAGGCGGGAGCGGACGCAGUUUUGAAUUGCUACGGGACGAAAGUAGGGCGUACAGACAGUAGCUGGCUGCCUUCCACGCUUCUUCUCCUCCCGAGUGUGAAGAGAGACUUCAUUCAAAAUGGCUGGCGGGAAAGCUGGGAAGGACUCCGGAAAAACUAAGACCAAGACAGUGUCCCGUUCGCAGAGAGCCGGUUUGCAGUUCCCAGUUGGACGUAUUCAUCGGCAUUUGAAAUCAAGGACUACCAGUCAUGGGCGUGUGGGGGCUACAGCUGCUGUGUAUAGUGCUGCUAUCCUGGAAUACCUCACAGCUGAGGUACUUGAACUAGCAGGAAACGCAUCCAAAGACUUGAAGGUGAAGCGAAUCACUCCCCGUCACUUGCAGCUUGCAAUAAGAGGUGAUGAAGAACUGGAUUCCCUAAUCAAAGCAACAAUUGCUGGUGGAGGUGUAAUUCCACACAUCCAUAAAUCUCUUAUUGGAAAGAAAGGGCAACAGAAAACAGUGUAAAGGAUCCUGGGAUUCCUUAGGACUCUUAAAUACUCAGUUGUCCAGUGUUGGUGGAUUUCCAGUGGACUGCAUCUGUGAAACACAAUUUUGCCUUUCUGUAACCUUGAAGCUGGAGCCCAUUGAGCUUUUUAACAAACCAAAAUUCUAAAUUGAAGUCUUAACCUUAAUUUAAGUGUUACAUGGCUUCAGAGAAGCUGUUGUCUGUAGUAGUUCUUGACUGGCUGUUUUAGACCUGUUGGUUUUGAGAUCCUGACGCUGUUGGUUUUUUAUGCUUAAAGUUCCUUUAUUCAAACUUGUUUAUCCAUACACUAUAAUUUAACUACAAAAUUCUUGACUCUAGUAACAGAAUUUGUAUUUUGAAAUGAAAACUAUGAAGUAUGUAAAGCUGUUGCUGAUUUCAAGAACCUGUUGUAGCUAAAUCUGAACAUACAGCUUUAAACUGGAAACAAAGGAACAUUUUUGUUUUUUGUACAGACCCCAUUUUCAUUCUAGUGAAUGAAUUCAAUAAAUGUUAUCAGUAUGA
Messenger RNA from Hemicordylus capensis (graceful crag lizard), 1083 nucleotides. RefSeq names its product histone H2A.Z. The transcript has 5 exons. Bases 174 to 560 code for a protein of 128 amino acids. The record is from RefSeq and is a predicted model, not a curated record. Gene Ontology annotation, molecular function: DNA binding; structural constituent of chromatin; protein heterodimerization activity. Gene Ontology annotation, cellular component: nucleosome. NCBI's taxonomy places the organism in Eukaryota, Metazoa, Chordata, Lepidosauria, Squamata, Cordylidae.